Messenger RNA from Vespula vulgaris, 4214 nucleotides. RefSeq names its product mitochondrial potassium channel ATP-binding subunit. Lineage: Eukaryota; Metazoa; Arthropoda; Insecta; Hymenoptera; Vespidae. The transcript is spliced from 10 exons. Gene Ontology annotation, molecular function: ATP hydrolysis activity; ABC-type oligopeptide transporter activity; ATP binding. The coding region runs from base 253 to 2325 and encodes 690 amino acids. Gene Ontology annotation, biological process: transmembrane transport. The record is from RefSeq and is a predicted model, not a curated record. Gene Ontology annotation, cellular component: membrane.
GCGCUGUUUCUUACUAACGCUGAAGGUUAAGUUACUUUAUGUUCGACCUUCAUUUUGUAUUCAGAUUUCGUUCCGUACGGAAGCUUCAGUUUAUAUUCAAUUUUUGUUUAAAAAGUCGAUCGAUAAAUACAUUUGAUUCCAUUACAUACUUCCGUUAUGUGUAACAAUUAUGUUGAAUUAAUACCGAUUUUGGAGGAAAUUUAUGUAACUAUAUUAUCUAUAUAUAUAUCAUGAAAUAAUAUUUUGCUCGUUAUGUCUUUGUUGCGAAUUAUUCCAUAUAAACAACAUGCCAUUUUUCCGUUGAUUGCAAGAGACUCGUUUCUAAGUAGUCCAUUCAAAGGAAAGAACAAUGUCGCCUUUCAAUUCAAGAGAACUUUUAGUGGAACGUUUAAAAGAUCUAGUAAGCAGGAACACAAAAAGCAAAAGAUCUUGUCAAAUAUUUAUAAAGUCGGUUGGGGAACAUUAGGAAUAGGUGGAGCUUAUGCGUUUAAGAUAAGUACGAAACAAGCGAUAUGCGAAGCGAUUAAGCAAAACAAUGAAACAAAAGAUAGCGUCGGACCGCAUUUUCAAUGGAAAGAUUUUUUGGAGUAUUUAUAUCCGCAUGUUUGGCAUUUAUUGAUUUCUUUGUCAAGCGCCCUAAUCGUAGCAAUGUUAAAUAUUUGGAUACCACAAUCUGUUGGUAAUAUCAUAAAUGUAUUGACAAAAAUAGUUCAAGAUAAAAGAAAUGAUUCUACAAGAAAUACACUGGAAAUGCUUCUGAAACCAACCUUUUUGUUGGCACGUAUGUACGUUGCACAAGCGUUUUUCACUUUUAUUUAUAUUCAUACACUUUCUCAUAUAGGGGAAAGAGUAGCAAUGAAGUUACGUCAAAAUGUAUUCAAAUCUGUCAUCAUGCAAGAUGUUGCAUUUUUUGAUAAAAAUCGAACUGGCGAAAUAGUAAGUCGAUUAACGAGUGAUAUUCAGGAUUUUAAAAGCACAUUCAAAAUUUGUAUAUCGCAAGGUUUAAGAAGUUCUACACAAAUUAUUGGUUGUGUCAUUUCUGUGAUAAUGUUAUCGCCUCAACUGACAGCUGCAAUGUUAUUAUGUAUGCCACCAGUUAUAUUCGUCGGUACUCUAUUAGGAAAAAGUUUGCGUAAGUUGUCUACAGAUGCACAAAACCAAAUUGCAAAAGCCACUGCUGUCUGCGAAGAAGCUAUCCAGAAUAUACGAACGGUAAGAGCGUUUGCAGCAGAAAAUCGAGAAACGGAAGUAUUUUCUAAGGAAGUUGAACAUGCAUCUGAGCUGUAUGAAAAUUUAGGAUUCGGUAUUGGCUUGUUUCAAGCAGGAACGAAUCUGUUUUUAAAUGGUAUACUGCUUUGUACCUUGUACUUCGGUGGUCACUUAAUGUCGAUCGGGCAAUUAACGUCCGGCGAUCUUAUGGCAUUUUUGAUGGCAACCCAAAUAAUUCAAAGAUCUCUAUCUCAGUUAUCUUUGUUAUUUGGAACAUACGUAAGAGGAGUUACUGCUGGUGCUCGAAUUUUCGAGUAUUUAAAUAUGCCACCGUCGCAAAUGAUGGUAGGAGGAGAAACAAUAGAGGGAAAGACUUUGUCCGGCGAUAUAGAAUUUAAAAACGUGAAAUUUAGUUAUCCAACACGACCGGAUCACAUCAUUCUGAAGAAUUUUAAUUUGAAUAUUCCCUCUGGUAAAACGGUCGCUAUUGUGGGUUCUAGUGGAAAUGGAAAAUCGACCAUUGCUGCGCUGUUAGAACGGUUUUAUGACGUCAACGAGGGUAGCAUUUCGAUCGAUAAAUGGGACAUUAGGUCUCUCAAUUCUAGCUAUCUUAGAGGUACUGUAUUAGCAUAUAUAAAUCAAGAACCCGUACUUUUUGCAACUAGCAUAAUGGAAAAUAUCAGAUAUGGAAAGCAAGAUGCAACGGACGAGGAGAUCGUACAAGCGGCGAAAGAAGCAAAUGCUCACGAAUUCAUUACAAAAUUUCCAAAUGGAUACGAAACUCAGGUUGGCGAGAGAGGCGCACAAUUGUCCGGAGGACAAAAACAGCGUAUUGCCAUUGCCAGAGCACUACUAAUGCGGCCAUCGAUUUUAAUAUUGGACGAAGCAACGAGCGCGUUGGAUUAUGAAAGCGAAAGACUGGUACAAAAAGCUUUAGAGAAUGUAACCCGAAAUAGAACAGUGUUAGUUAUUGCUCAUAGACUAAGUACUAUAAAAUCUGCUGAUAUUAUAGUUGUAUUGCAACAUGGUGUUAUCGUAGAGAUAGGUACCCAUGCACAACUAUUUAAGAAACAAGGAACAUAUUAUAAAUUAGCGAGAGAACAAAGAAUUAAUUAAAAGAAAAAAUCGAUUAAAACAAAGAAAUAAUCGUAACGAAAAUAAUCAUAACGAAAUUCUAUUUCUAAGAAAAAACGAAUACUUCUUAUAUUAUGAUGAUGACCGUUUGCACUAAACAAAAGAACCAACAAAGAAAAAUUAAUAAAAAAAGGCAACAGAUCAAUGUUAAUGUGCACCGAUCUAUCUUGUUGUUGGGCAUUAUUGUGUAGUAUUUAUCGGACGAAAAUCUAUGAAAAAACAGAGAAUACGAAAUUAAAUAUAUAUCACUUCGAUCGUAAAAUAUUUACUUACCAAUAUAGAUGAUACUUCAAACGUAGAGUAACUUCGCAGAAGUUGGUUAAGAUGUCGGUAGAUGUAUGAUGAUAAGUCGGCUGGUAGUUAUUCUCGAUCACUACGGCCGAUAUCACUUUUAUAUAUCUAUAACAUACAUUCAAAUUCGUAGAUUAGUUGAGAUGCGCGACGAACAUUCGUUUAUUUUAAUUGCAUAAUGAUCGAAGAUAAAUCGGAUGAUGUCUUUUUAAACGAUAUAAAUUUUUUUUGGAUGCCGCGGCAUCUCCUUUUACAAACAACAAAAUAAUUCAGUUGGAAUAGAUCACACAGAAAAUCUUUUCAAUGAUACGGAUUUGACAUUUUGUAAAGAAAAUUGUAUGCUAGACGAUAGAUUCAACGAAUAUCAAUAAAAUGAACGGAUAAUUAACGAAAUAGCGAUGUACAAUCGUUCGUACCGUUUGAAAUGUUAAAAAUAUCUUUCGAGACGUGAAAAAUGUACGAAAGGAUUGCCCGUAGAACUUCACUCUUUCUAUGAAUCGCUCUGGAAUGCGACUAGCCGAAAGUUACUCAAAGAAUGACGUUGCAGCGUAAACGCCGCCCUUUUAUAGGCGGGAUCACCCCACGUCCUCCCAUGAAGGCCAAGUAUCCCGUUUUAAUGCUAUAGCUUCACCGUCCGGGGAUGAACCAUCUCCUCUCCUCCAUGGCUGAUUACAAUAGGUUGCUUUGUUAUUAGUCAAAGGUUCUCGAUGAUUGGCAGUACAUUGAAAAUUAUAUUACAAUCGAAUUUUACCUCGUUCUCUCUCCAUCUUCGUUUCCUUUCUCUCUCUUCCUCCCUUUCUCGCUCUGUUUCUCUGUCUCUGUCUGUCUGUCUGUCUCUACCACCAUCCCACCCCCAUUCCCAUUCCCAUUCCCAUCUCCAUCCCCAUCUCCCAUCUCCCAUCUCCCAUCUCCCAUCCCCAUCUCCCAUCCCCGUCUCCCACCCCCCACCCCCCACCCCCCACCCCUCCUCUCACUCUUCUCUCUCUCUGCACUAUUUCCUCCUUCGUCGCGUGUUAAUUCUUCUGUAUUUUCCAUGCAUUUCCUUUUAUCUUCGCUUCCAUGAUAUUAUUUUAUAAUUAAAUUUGUGAACUCCGACGUCGACUUAACAAAUGUUAAUUAAUUAAUUAACUGAUUGUUACAGAAUUCUGUUCGUCUUCGCUUCCAUGAUAUUUUUAAAUUAAAUUUAAGAACUCCGUCUUUGAUUAACUUAUCAAGUAUUGAUUGAGUAACUAACUAAUCAAUCAAUCAGUAUAUCGAUCGAUCAAUCUAUCGAUCGAUCAAUCAAUUAAUUGUUAAAACAUUUCUUGUGUUGGUUUUUUUCGUUUACUUCGUCCAUUUCCUAGAGGAUUCUUUUUCUCCAUCCAUUUUUUCUUAAUAAAGUAUCUUUCAAAGUUUUUAUCAAUAAGAGUCAAUGUUAUCCGACUCUUUUCCACCUCUCGAAAAUAUUAUAUCGCAUUUAUUUUGCAUUAUCUCUCGUCGUAAUUGUCGCAUUGUCAAAUCUCAUUUGUACGUCACAUUGUUCAUAAAAAUGUAAUUCCUUUCUGUAAUUAUAAUAUAAAUAAAUUAACUUUAAUCAAUAA